Strigops habroptila (Kakapo) is the source of this 945-nucleotide messenger RNA. RefSeq names its product olfactory receptor 14C36-like. Gene Ontology annotation, molecular function: olfactory receptor activity; G protein-coupled receptor activity. The record is from RefSeq and is a predicted model, not a curated record. Gene Ontology annotation, biological process: G protein-coupled receptor signaling pathway. The coding region runs from base 1 to 945 and encodes 314 amino acids. Gene Ontology annotation, cellular component: membrane. Lineage: Eukaryota; Metazoa; Chordata; Aves; Psittaciformes; Psittacidae. The transcript is spliced from 2 exons.
AUGUCCAACGGCAGCUCCAUCACCCAGUUCCUCCUCCUGCCAUUCGCAGACACACGGGAGCUGCAGCUCUGGCACUUCUGGCUCUUCCUGGGCAUCUUCCUGGCUGCACUCCUGGGCAACGGCCUCAUCAUCACCAGUACAGCCUGCGACCAGCACCUCCACACCCCCAUGUACUGCUUCCUCCUCAACCUCUCUGUUCUUGAUCUAGGCUCUAUCUCCACCACUGUCCCCAAAUCCAUGGCCAAUUCCCUCUGGGACACCAGGGCCAUCUCCUAUGCAGGAUGUGCUGCACAGGUCUUUCUGUUUGUCUUCUUUGUAGUAACAGAGUUUUCUCUCCUCACCAUCAUGGCCUGUGACCGCUACGUGGCCAUCUGCAAGCCCCUGCACUACGGGACCCUCCUGGGCAGCAGAGCUUGUGUCCACAUGGCAGCAGCUGCCUGGGGCACUGGGUUUCUCAAUGCUCUGCUGCACACAGCCAAUACAUUUUCACUACCCCUCUGCCGAGGCAAUGCUGUGGAGCAGUUCUUCUGUGAAAUCCCCCAGAUCCUCAAGCUCUCCUGCUCACAUUCCUACCUCAGGGAAGUUGGGCUUCUUGUGGUUGGCUUCUCUUUAGGACUUGGCUGUUUUGUUUUCAUUGUGGGGUCCUAUGUGCAGAUCUUCAGGGCCGUGCUGAGGAUCCCCUCUGAGCAGGGACGCCACAAAGCCUUUGCCACGUGCCUCCCUCACAUGGCUGUGGUCUCCCUGUUUAUCAGCACUGGCACAUUUGCCUACCUGAAGCCUCCCUCCAUCUCCUCCCCAUCCGUGCUUCCAGCAGUGAACCCCCUCAUCUACAGCCUGAGGAACCAGCAGCUCAAAGAUGCUGUGAGGAAGCUGGUGACUGAAUGUGUUUCAGCAGCCAUACACUGCCUGCUUUCCUCUGCAAAGAGCGCCCAGUGUAGGCCAUGA